UUUGCGGGCGGAGUCGGUUACCGUAAGAGAUAAAUUGUGUGCGGUAAAAUAGGGAGAGCCGGGUACGACGCUGUCCUUUACUAUUCUGUACAGGGGACAGUUUGGGAAAUCUGGUUCCUAAGCCCAUUAGAGCACCUUAAUUGAAAAGUGAAAUUAAAAAGCAAAAAAGAUGUCGGCAAAUAAAGAUGGAGACGGUGGAUGGAAGAGCUUUUUGUGGAAUUCAGAAAGGAAGGAAUUUCUAGGACGCACGGGUGGCAGUUGGUUUAAAAUCUUGUUGUUCUACCUGAUCUUCUAUGGAUGCUUGGCUGGGAUUUUCAUUGGGACCAUCCAGGCCCUGCUGCUAACCCUUAGUAACUACAAACCCACCUACCAGGACAGAGUCGCCCCGCCAGGUCUAUCCCACACCCCACGCUCUGAGAAGUUUGAGAUCUCUUACAAUGUCAAUGAUGUGGAGACGUAUCUGAAAUACACCAAGAGCAUCAAUGACUUCCUGGAGAUGUACGAUGAGGAGAGGCAGACCGAUCAGAACAAGUACGAAGACUGUGGAGAAUUACCUGAAUCGUACAGGGACCGUGGUGAGCUGGAGAGUGACCUUGGAGCGAGGAAGGCCUGCAGGUUCAAGCGGACCUGGCUGGGACCCUGUGCUGGUCUGGAUGGUCAAGAUGAAAACUUUGGCUUCAAGGAUGGGAAACCCUGUCUGAUCGCCAAGCUCAACAGGAUCAUCAACUUCCGACCAAGGCCUCCAACCAACAGUGCUUCCGUCCCUGAAGCCGGCCAGAGCAGAGUCCAGACCAACGUUAUCCCCAUCCACUGUCAGAACAAGAGAGAGGAGGAUGCUAGCAAGAUUGGUGAGAUCAAGUACUAUGGCAUGGGCAUGGGGUUCCCCCUCCAGUACUACCCCUACUAUGGCAAGCUGCUGCACCCCAAUUACCUACAACCUCUGGUGGCCAUCCAGUUCACCAACCUCACCUUCAACGAGGAGCUGCGUCUUGAGUGCAAAGUGUAUGGAGCGAACAUUGACUACAGCGAGAAAGAUCGCUACCAAGGACGAUUUGACGUUAAGUUCACCAUCACCAAUUCAUGACCUCAGCUAUGAAAAUAGCACUUUUCUCUGCCCCUAUUUCAAAACAAGUUGAUUUAGAGAAAUAAAGAAAAAAUAGUUAAAUUAAAACAUGACUUGUCUUGGAACAAACUUUCAUAAAUAUGGGACCUACAGUUAAUCUGUGUGCUUUAAACUGGCUUCCUGCAUAAUGUCUAGGGUUAGAAUGUACAUCACACCGGCUUCCUGCUUAAUGUCUGGGGUUAGAAUGUACAUCACACCGGCUUCCUGCUUAAUGUCUGGGGUUAGAAUGUACAUCACACCGGCUUCCUGCUUAAUGUCUAGGGUUAGAAUGUACAUCACACUGGCUUCCUGCUUAAUGUCUGGGGUUAGAAUGUACAUCACACUGGCUUCCUGCAUAAUGUCUGGGGUUAGAAUGUACAUCACACCGGCUUCCUGCUUAAUGUCUGGGGUUAGAAUGUACAUCACACUGGCUUCCUGCUUAAUGUCUGGGGUUAGAAUGUACAUCACACCGGCUUCCUGCUUAAUGUCUGGGGUUAGAAUGUACAUCACACCGGCUUCCUGCUUAAUGUCUGGGGUUAGAAUGUACAUCACACCGGCUUCCUGCAUAAUGUCUGGGGUUAGAAUGUACAUCACACCGGCUUCCUGCUUAAUGUCUGGGGUUAGAAUGUACAUCACACCGGCUUCCUGCUUAAUGUCUGGGGUUAGAAUGUACAUCACACCGGCUUCCUGCUUAAUGUCUGGGGUUAGAAUGUACAUCACACCGGCUUCCUGCUAAUGUCUGGGGUUAGAAUGUACAUCACACCGGCUUCCUGCUUAAUGUCUGGGGUUAGAAUGUACAUCACACUGGCUUCCUGCAUAAUGUCUGGGGUUAGAAUGUACAUCACACCGGCUUCCUGCUUAAUGUCUGGGGUUAGAAUGUACAUCACACCGGCUUCCUGCAUAAUGUCUGGGGUUAGAAUGUACAUCACACCGGCUUCCUGCUUAAUGUCUGGGGUUAGAAUGUACAUCACACCGGCUUCCUGCAUAAUGUCUGGGGUUAGAAUGUACAUCACAGGAAGAGUAACAAUGGCAACAUAUUUAUUCUACUGUAAAUGAGAAGUCCUUGAGCCAUGGGACAUUCAUAUUUUACUGUAAAUAGCAAUUCUACUACUGUUAUGUAGCGAGCAGUGUUUCUGUCUGUCCCCCCUAAGUAUUCUGCCUAAUGUGGUUUCUAUAUAUGUUUGGAGUCUCCAGUACAGUAGUGGCAUACAGUGGUCCUUUCCAAGCCAUGUUGUAAUUUCUCUAGUCUAUUGUCAGUAGGCUUUAGUGGUCCAAGGUGUGUGUGUGUCUUUAAGUGUUUGUGUUUAUGUGUUAAAUGUGUUCGUUUUUUUAAUGUGAGUGUGUGAAUGUGUGCUAAUGUACUCUUACUAAAUGAAAUGACUGGCAUGGUACGCUCUAAUCUCUCUCUAGGUCUGAGUGAUCUCUCUCUAGGUCUGAGUGAUCUCUCUCUAGGUCUGAGUGUGACUGAUCUCUCUCUCUAGGUCUGAGUGUGACUGAUCUCUCUCUCUAGGUCUGAGUGUGAGUGAUCUCUCUCUAGGUCUGAGUGUGAGUGAUCUCUCUCUAGGUCUGAGUGAUCUCUCUCUAGGUCUGAGUGUGAGUGAUCUCUCUCUAGGUCUGAGUGUGACUGAUCUCUCUCUAGGUCUGAGUGAGUGAUCUCUCUCUAGGUCUGAGUGUGACUGAUCUCUCUCUUCUCUUUCCACCUCCUCUUCUUCUCCUGCCACCUCCUCCUCUUCUUCUCCUUCCACCUCCUCCUCUUCUUCUCUCUGACACUUCUCCUUCCACCUCCUCCUCUUCUUCUCUCUGACACUUCUCCUUCCACCUCCUCCUCUUCUUCUCCUUCCACCUCCUCCUCUUCUUCUCUCUGACACUUCUCCUUCCUCCUCCUCUUCUCGCUGACACUUCUCCUUCUACCUCCUCCUCUUCUUCUCCUUCCACCUCCUCUUCUUCUCUCUGACACUUCUCUUUCCACCUCCUCCUCUUCUUCUCUCUGACACUUCUCCUUCCUCCUCCUCCUCUUCUUCUCUCUGACACUUCUCUUUCCACCUCCUCCUCUUCUUCUCCUUCCACCUCCUCUUCUUCUCUCUGACACUUCUCUUUCCACCUCCUCCUCUUCUCCUUCCACCUCCUCCUCUUCUUCUCUCUUACAUUUCUCUUUCCACCACCUCCUCUUCUUCUCUCUGACACUUCUCUUUCCACCUCCUCUUCUUCUCUCUGACACUUCUCCUUCCUCCUCCUCCUCUUCUUCUCUCUGACACUUCUCUUUCCACCUCCUCCUCUUCUUCUCCUUCCACCUCCUCCUCUUCUUCUCUCUGACACUUCUCCUUCCUCCUCCUCUUCUCUCUGACACUUCUCCUUCCACCUCCUCUUCUUCUCUCUGACACUUCUCCUUCCACCUCCUCUUCUUCUCUCUGACACUUCUCCUUCCACCUCCUCUUCUUCUCUCUGACACUUCUCCUUCCACCUCUUCUUCUCUCUGACACUUCUCCUUCCACCUCCUCUUCUUCUCUCUGACACUUCUCCUUCCACCUCCUCUUCUUCUCUCUGACACUUCUCCUUCCACCUCCUCCUCUUCUAUCUAUUUGAUGCUUCUCCUCCUCCUCUUCUUCUCUCUGUCUGAUGCUUCUCCUCCUCUUCUUCUUCUCUGUCUGAUGCUUCUCCUCCUCCUCUUUGUGAUGCUUCUCCUCCUCCUCUUCUUCUUGUCUCUGUGAUGCUUCUCCUCCUCCUCCUCUUCUUCUCUCUGUAGUCUCCAACAACUGUUCUCUGUGUCCAUCAGCAGGCAGGGAAGACUAUCUUCCUUCCUCCUUCAUGGAAACACUGACAGCAACUCAGUGCUUUUAAAACCAACCUUUUUUUGUUAUUGUUGGAGACAUCACAUGACGCGGUGUAACUUUCUAAUGAAUGUUUUAACCAUUUUCAUGGUGGAAAAAUUAUAUAUUUAUGCAGUUGUACAUUUUUUUUUUUUUUUUUGCAGGAAAAAGUUUAAAUGUAUGAAUCCAAUACCAAAGUCACUGGUCAAAAAGUUAGAAUAUCAGAAGCAAUGCAACCCUGUGUAAUAGGAGGUUUAGUUGGUGUAAAAGUGAUCGUUGUUGAACAUCUGGACUCUUGUCAUUUAAUUGAAUCUGGGUAUCUGACCUUAAAGACAAAUAAAUUGAGAAAUGUA
This is a messenger RNA of Oncorhynchus masou masou (cherry salmon), 4262 nucleotides long. Its product is annotated as sodium/potassium-transporting ATPase subunit beta-233-like. Gene Ontology annotation, biological process: intracellular sodium ion homeostasis; potassium ion import across plasma membrane; intracellular potassium ion homeostasis. Gene Ontology annotation, molecular function: ATPase activator activity. NCBI's taxonomy places the organism in Eukaryota, Metazoa, Chordata, Actinopteri, Salmoniformes, Salmonidae. The coding region runs from base 170 to 1084 and encodes 304 amino acids. Gene Ontology annotation, cellular component: sodium:potassium-exchanging ATPase complex. The record is from RefSeq and is a predicted model, not a curated record. The transcript has 6 exons.